This is a messenger RNA of Torulaspora globosa, 1695 nucleotides long. RefSeq names its product ER oxidoreductin (gene ERO1). Gene Ontology annotation, cellular component: endoplasmic reticulum; endoplasmic reticulum membrane. Gene Ontology annotation, molecular function: protein-disulfide reductase activity; FAD binding; thiol oxidase activity. Lineage: Eukaryota; Fungi; Ascomycota; Saccharomycetes; Saccharomycetales; Saccharomycetaceae. The record is from RefSeq and is a predicted model, not a curated record. The transcript has a single exon. Bases 1 to 1695 code for a protein of 564 amino acids. Gene Ontology annotation, biological process: protein folding in endoplasmic reticulum.
AUGAAGUUAAGAUCCAUUAUAGUUGCAUUGUCUACUCUGUCAGUGUGCCUAGGACAAGGUGAAAAUUCGACAGGAAACAGAUCUGAGGUCGAUGCCAAGUCAGUAUUCCAACCACCAGUGGUUAACAAUGGAAGCUUCUUCUGUACGAUCGAUAAGGACGAAUUGGUGAGUCCCACUUGCGAUGUGACUUUCAAAGAGAUAAACGAAAUUAAUGGGAAGAUACGGAAGGAUCUGGUUUCACUGGUGGGGACUGAUUUCUUCAAGUAUUUCAAGCUAGAUCUUUACAAGCAAUGUGCAUUUUGGGACGAUAAUAACGGAUUUUGUGUCAAUAGGGCAUGUGCCGUGGAUGUGGUGGAAGACUGGGAUAAUUUGCCCGAAUACUGGCAGCCAGAGGUCCUCGGUGGGCUAGAUAAGGUGAACGGGACGAGUGGCAGCGACGACGAGUGUAAAUUUUUGCAGGACCUGUGCGGCGGUGCGGACGGAAGCGCCAAGCAAACAGAGCCAGAUAUCGAUUAUUGUGAUAUUGGAGACUUUAUCAACUCUCAGGCGGUUCUGGUAGAUCUUUCCGCGAACCCAGAGAGAUUCACUGGCUACGGUGGUCAGGAAUCGGCGCUGAUCUGGUCCAGUAUCUACCGUGAAAACUGUUUUUCGCCUGGUGAGAUGGGCCAGUCUUUGGCGAAGAGCGUGUUCUACAGGUUGGUGUCGGGUCUCCAUGCAUCAAUCGCCACCCACCUUUCAAAUGAUCAUUUGAAUACGGAGACGGGAAAAUGGGAACCAGAUUUGGAGCUGUUUAUGGCCAGGGUGGGAAACUUCCCCGAACGUGUUGCUAACGUCUACUUCAACUACGCUGUUGUAUCGAAGGCGCUGUGGAAAAUCAAGCCCUAUUUGAGUCACCUAAGUUUUUGUAACUCAUACAACCAGGAUGUGAAAUCCAUGAUAAUGAAUAUUCUCUCUCGGCUGGAUAGCAAUGUCUUCAAUGAGGACUUGAUCUUUGAGGAUGAACUCAGUUCCAAGGUUAAGGAUGAUUUCAGAGCAAGAUUCAAGAAUGUGACCAAGAUUAUGGAUUGUGUCCACUGUGACAGAUGUAGACUAUGGGGCAAAGUACAAACUACGGGCUAUGCCACCAGUUUGAAGAUAUUGUUCGAGUUAGAUGACGGUGACGAAGAGUCAAAGCAACAGGUUGUCGAUAAAUUGACGAAGUACGAGUUGAUCGCAUUGUUUAAUACCUUUGACCGUUUGUCAAAGUCUAUUGAAUCGAUCAAUAAUUUUGAGAGACUUUACGAGAUACAAGCGGCCGGAGGGAAGCUAGCUUCGUUCUUCCAGAACAAUAACUUCUUCAAGCUUCUAAAGAAGGCUCGUAAUAGUAUCAAAGACUCCGUUCAGGCCAUCAACAGCAGCAUAAAUUCCAGCUCAUCCGAAGAUGAGAGGCCGGUUUUUGCCGAUUUAAGAAUGCCUGAGAAGUCUGCGGCUAAAAAUACUGAGCAAAUCGAGAAUAAGUGGAAGAAGGCUUGGCAUACAGAAACCCAUAAUGUACUAGAGGCCCUAAAGUUCAUUUACCGCAGCUACCUCGACCUACCAAGAAACUUAUGGCAUCUGCUACUAUCCACUUCUAAUAGACUGUGGAACAAGUUUCUGGGCAUACAGUACCUAAGCGAAGAGGACGACAGCGUUAUGUACAAGCUGGACAUAAUAUAG